AUGCCGUGUCAAGUCAAGGGAACGGCAUUCAUAACCGGCGGCGGCUCAGGAAUCGGCAAAGCCACCGCUGUAUCCUUCGCCCAGAACGGCAUCCAGUCCAUCGCCCUAGUCGACCUAAACCUGCCUCUUCUCGAAAAGACGCGUGACGAGCUCCUCGCCCAGUUUCCGACUAUAAAAGUGGAGGUACUCCAAGCAAACGUUGCAGAUGAAGCAUCCGUCGAGAACGCAGUGCGCGAAACAAUCGAGCGCUUCGGCGGUAUCCAUAUUGGUGUCAACUGCGCUGGAAUUAGUGGCACGCCCACGCCGACUGAUCGGAUGACGCUGGCUGAGUGGCAGAAGGUUAUCGAUGUCAAUCAGACUGGGGUCUGGCUUUGUCAGAGAGCAUUGCUUCGGCAGAUGCUUCGGCAGGAGUCGCGCGGUGAGCGUGAAGGACGAGGCGUCAUCGUGAAUGUCUCGUCGAUGUUUGGCGUUAGUGGCCCUCCUGGGCCGUUCGAUAUUCCCCACUACACAGCUGCGAAACAUGCGGUGGUGGGUUUGACCAAGAUGGACGCAAAAGCGUACUCACGACAAGGAAUUCGUAUUAAUGCAAUCUGCCCUGGAUUUGUCGAUACUCCCAUCAUUAAACAGCAAAUCGAAUCUGGGUCAAUGAACCCAGCCUUCGAGAUGACGCCACUUGGACGGCCAGCGCAAGUGGAGGAAAUUUCGGACGCGAUACUUUUCUUGUCCUCUCCCAUGAGCAGCUACAUGUGUGGUGCAGCGCUGGUCGUGGAUGGAGGAUUCACCGUCUAG
Penicillium cataractarum is the source of this 789-nucleotide messenger RNA. RefSeq names its product SDR family NAD(P)-dependent oxidoreductase. The transcript has 5 exons. NCBI's taxonomy places the organism in Eukaryota, Fungi, Ascomycota, Eurotiomycetes, Eurotiales, Aspergillaceae. The record is from RefSeq and is a predicted model, not a curated record. Bases 1 to 789 code for a protein of 262 amino acids.